AACUCAACCAGACAAAUGAGUGUAGGUCUGUAUAGCUGUCUGUCUGUUUAGUAUACCCGGCGAAUGCGUGCAUGUAUUUCUAUACGUCUUACUUUCGUUGUACAUAAUAUAGUCCAUUAUUUAUCUUGCAAAAAGACAGCUUUUUGCUUUGAAAAGACAUCAUGCCACUGAUCGUUAUAAACACUAACAUUCAGAAAUCUUUAAUACCAGAGGGUUUCCUGAAAGGAUUCACGAAGGUUUAUUCCGAAGCUGUAGGCAGAGAAGAAAAGGCUAUUAAUUGUAGCCUGUUUUCUGGUGUAGAGAUGAUUAAGAAUGGUACUGAUGAUCCAGCCUGUGUAAUCACGAUACAACACACAAUCUCACAAGAUACUGAUGGACGCCGAGCGACUAACAAGAUACUUCUAGAUUAUAUGCAGACUCAAUUGAAACUCACUGACGACAUAAUGACGAGAUUUAACGUGGUCUUUCUUACACCGGGAAGGGACGAGAUUGGAACCAGUACAGGCUUACUAUGUGAUAAAAAAUGACUAAUAAUGAGUGGCCUAUGAGCGACUCAAUGAAGACGUUUGGAGGAAUCAACAAAAUACAGCAACCUCAGAGCAGACUGUCUAUUCAAAUCGACCAUCUCAAUCACGAUUUAAUUUACGAUCUUCGAACAAAAUUAAUGUUUGAACUCAACCUUGUUUUAAACUAAAAGCGUUUCAAGACAUUGAUUAUAGGCCGGAAAAUGGUGUUGAACGCCGGAACGUCAUGAUGUGUAUUAUUUUGUUGACGUGGAUACUUUGACAAAUCGCCGUCAUCUGUAAAUGUAAACACUGCACUUAAUUACAUAGAUAUACUAACCAAUUGAAUCUAUAGUGAUAUGAUAUCAGAAAGAUGCCAAAACUGGUUCAUAAAAAAACAUUAAAAAAAAUAUAUAUCAAACUUUGCGUGCUAUUACUUUCUAUUAUUAUAAACACUUACUAGGACCCGUUGUUCGUCCUAAAUUUUAAUCUCUAAUAUACAAGUUUAACUUACUGAUUAUCGGUUGAUUUUCAAAAUUAAAGAAACGGUGUCUCACAAAAGUGGGAAGCGGUGCAAUUCUAGAGCA
Molecule: messenger RNA, 1090 nt
Organism: Strongylocentrotus purpuratus (purple sea urchin)
Lineage: Eukaryota; Metazoa; Echinodermata; Echinoidea; Camarodonta; Strongylocentrotidae
Product: macrophage migration inhibitory factor-like
Exons: 3
Coding region: 162-527 (121 amino acids)
Molecular function (GO): phenylpyruvate tautomerase activity; cytokine activity
Source: RefSeq, a predicted model, not a curated record